AGCAGCAGCAGCAUAAAUUCCUCUUCCUGGUUCCCUCAGAGACAGGGAACAUCCAGAAGGCAAAAUGACUAGCCAGUCUCAGGGCAUCCAACAGCUUCUACAGGCAGAAAAACGUGCCAAGGACAAACUUGAGGAAGCCAAAAAAAGAAAGGGGAAAAGACUGAAACAAGCCAAGGAAGAAGCCAUGGCAGAGAUAGACCAUUACAGGCUCCAGCGGGAAAAAGAUUUCAGACACAAGCAGUCUAAUAUAAUGGGCUCCCAAGGUAACCUAUCAACAAAAGUCGAUGAGGAAACCACAGAAAAAAUCCGGACCCUCACCAGUAACUUCCACAAGAACAUGGAGACUGUCCUGGGACAUCUCUUGGACAAAGUGUACGACCUCAAUCCUGAAAUCCACCAAAAUUAUGUGUAUAGCAUUUAAAUCCAUGCACAGCAAUGGUUCAGAAGGAGCCAUGCGAGCCCUCCUUAUUAGGCAAAGUGAGGGAGCCUGGUUCAGAUGAAGUACAGGGACACGGUUUUAGAGCAGCAUAUUGUCAAUUAUUAUAUUUUUACUACCAGCAAGGAUUGGGCAGGAGCCAUUUGGCUCUUCUGCCUCUGACACUGUCAUGAGCUGUCUUUGAGCAGAAGGCAUUAUUUUCCUGAAUUUCUUGUUUUCUCUGUUCUGCUACAUAUGUGAUAUAAUCCCCUAGCCAAAAGCACGUUGGUGCGCAUAAGAUUUGUGAUGUGACCAGUUCCUAUAAGGUUCUGUACAACCAUUUGGCAACAUGGAUCCCCACCACCGCCCUAUUUCUUUCUUCUGUGGCAGAUAAUGUGUCGCUGAAACAUGGGCAACAGCAGGAUAUGGAAUUAUUUGACACCAGCAGCUUUUUAGUGGGUGUCUUUUACUUCUUUGCUUAUGUUCCUUCCUCCUUAAAAAGUGUUCUGUUCAUGUGACUUGGCCUAUUGUAGGAAAUCUGCUUGUCACAAUAUGCGGAGUGUUUAAAAUAACCAAGUAUAUAAUAAAUAUUAUAGCUAUAUUAUUAGACUUAGAAUUAACAACUUUGUCUUUAGCAUGGUACAUAUGGAGAGGUAACAAUCAUUCAAACGAGAGAGCUUUAGUUGUGAGUAGUUUGACAAUACUGAAAAGGAAGUCUCUUAGGGCCCAACAAUGGUAGUCUUUGAACACUGGUCUUAGGUUCCCAGUUAAAGGCAAGAAAGGCCUGUGUUUAGGAUAUGUUUGGAAACUAAUCUAGAGGAAACCUAUUUACAUUUAAUGGAAACUAAUUGACACUGACUCUCCCUCACAGUUUAUGUCAGAUUGGGCACUGAUGAAUUUGAAUCAAAACCUGGUGACUACACAGUGUAACUCUCGAUGUGAGGAAGUCCAUUGUGGAAUUGCCUUUUUUUGUUCAGCCAGCCGGUAGGGGUGGUUUGUUACAAUUAGUUUGAUACUGCUUUUGCCCACUUUUGUAAGUGCCUGAUCCAAUGUGAAGAGGCCCUCACAAAGGUAUCAGUUCUCCUCAGCCGAACACCUCUAGUCUCCAGUUUCCUUAGGAAGAAGUUUCAGCUCAGUGCUAGAACACACUAUCACUGGUUCACUUAAGAAUAAUUAACAUCUGUGUGCCAUCAAAUGAAUUUUGAUUAAUGACAACUAUUUCCAGAAUUUUUUAGGUAAAGAAUGCAUAGAAAUGGUUUAUCAUUCCCUUCUUCUGUGCAGUUAGCCCACAGCUACAUAGGCUGACUCUUCUCCCUGGA
Molecule: messenger RNA, 1734 nt
Organism: Pogona vitticeps (central bearded dragon)
Lineage: Eukaryota; Metazoa; Chordata; Lepidosauria; Squamata; Agamidae
Gene: ATP6V1G3
Product: ATPase H+ transporting V1 subunit G3
Biological process (GO): synaptic vesicle lumen acidification
Cellular component (GO): synaptic vesicle membrane; vacuolar proton-transporting V-type ATPase, V1 domain; vacuolar proton-transporting V-type ATPase complex
Molecular function (GO): ATP hydrolysis activity; proton-transporting ATPase activity, rotational mechanism
Source: RefSeq, a predicted model, not a curated record